Molecule: messenger RNA, 195 nt
Organism: Paramecium pentaurelia
Lineage: Eukaryota; Ciliophora; Oligohymenophorea; Peniculida; Parameciidae
Source: the annotation of a GenBank genome assembly
AUGAGUGAAUCAAGAAUCAGAAAAGCUAAAUUAUCAUUAAUUAUGCUUUUAAAAAAUUUGACUUAAGAUUCUAAGUAUAAAAUAAUAUCAUUUGUUUUUGUAGAUGAUUUAUAUUAAUAAUUAAAUUUUUUUGUGAAAUAAUUCAUAAACUACAUUAGAAACAGCAAUUAAGCAUGUUUAAUAAAUGGAUGCUGA